GAACUUACCAGUCACUUGAGUAUGGGAGGGGGUGGGGGUGAGUCAGGCAGUAGUUACUAGUGUUAGCCAGGCAGUGUAGGUUCAGGUGUUAUCGUUUGCUCUGUAUCUCUGAGUCCUUCCCCGGAACACCCAACAGGCAGAGGGGAAGCAGCGGCCACCCAGAGGACACCCAGUCACCCACAGCCUCAGUGCAGCCUCCUGACAACCAUGAGUGGCUAUCCAGGGUAUGGAGCACCGCAGGGAGGCUAUCGCGGCCAGGCGCCUCCACAGACAGGAUAUCCAGGCAGCCAGGUUCCCGGGGGUUACCCCGGACAGCAGCCUUAUGGGUACCCAGGGCAGCAGCCUCCCCCAGGGGCCUACCAGCAACAACCAGGAGGAUACCCAGGCCAGCAGCCUCCUCCUGGGGCAUAUGGGCAGCCUCAGCCCGGUGGAUACCAAGGGCAGGGUUACCCUGGCCAGGCCCCUCCUGGUAUGGACCCCAACAUAGCGUCAUGGUUCCGAGCUGUGGAUCAGGACAACUCAGGACAGAUCAAUGCCAAGGAGCUGCGCCAGGCCCUUCAGAAUGGAAACUGGUCCAACUUUUCAGAGGAAGCUUGUCGGCUAAUGAUCUCCAUGUUUGACAGCGACCGCACUGGCACCAUCAACAUGCAGGAGUUUGGUCAGCUGUUCACCUUCAUCAACCAGUGGACUGAGGUGUACCGCAGGUUUGACCGUGACAACUCUGGCACCAUCGAUGAGGGGGAGAUGAAUACUGCCCUGCAGCAGAUGGGUUACCGCCUCAGCCCACAGUUCAUCUCGUUCCUGGUGUUCAAGUUUAACCCACAAUCCCGCAAGGUGACUCUGGACAACUUCAUCGUGUGUAACAUUCAGCUACGCAACCUUACCGAGGCCUUCAAGAGCCGGGACCGAGAGAUGAAAGGGAUCAUUUCCAUCAGUUACGAGGACUUUGUUAACAUGGCUUUCACCUCACUCAUGUAGCAGGGGUGAGGGUGGUGGUGCUGGUGGUGGUGAAUGAGUGGCUGAUGUGUUGGCUAGUUGGGUAUUGGCUGACUGACUAAGUGACUGACUGACUGAUUGAAGGUUGACUUACUGACUGGCUGUUAGUGGUGAGUGUUGAUUGACUGGCUGAGUGACCGACUGGGUAGUGGUGGUGCUGGUUAUCUGACUGACAGAAUACCCCGUCUUGAUUUCUUGACCAGCUGAAUGUGGCGAGGGAUGGCUGUGUCACCCACUGAAGGAACCACAACACCUUUGGUCUUUGUGGUUCCUGGGUGACAUGGAUGGAAUGAUGGAGGUGUACUGUGUAUGCUGCUCUGCCUUCCCCACCAGCUGUAGCAGUGUGCACAUGUCACAUGUAAGAAAGAGACAGCUGAUGAAGUUUGUGUUACUUUGCAUUUCGGUAUGUUUUGUUACCAAGGAAAGUAUUAAAUUUUAUAUAGAUGAAAAAUUAAAAUAAGGUAUACUGCUUUGUAUUUUUUACAAGCUGUAGUAGUGGUAGGAAUUGUUCUCAUAUAAGGAAGGUGACCUCAGGCGAACAAAAAUUUACUGCAGCUUUGCAUUUGUCACCACCUUCAGUCAUGGGGUUGGUGCAGAAGAAUUCAGCAUGCUUCACCACACAGCAUUGCACACCACCUGUGGCAAUGGUGGUCAACUUAUGCUAUAUAUGGAAGUAACCUCAACUGAACAAACAUCUACAUACCAGGCCAACAGUUCCACACAGGGUGGCCCAGACAAAGCACCACACACUCACACUCUUAUCCCCGUCAGCCUCUGGUGGCAAAAAAUGAUCCUUCUCAUGUUUUUUAUCAACUAAAGUAGUAAUAGUAAUUUACUUUCCAUACUAAGUUCACCACAUACACUUGGGCAGCCGUGCACGUCACUGCCUCACAAUCAUGGUGGCAUGGUGAAUGAAAGUAUUGCAGCGUUUUCUUCCUCCAGCAUCAAGAAACACAGUGCUGCAACACUUGCUACUCAUGGAGAAUGUGGCUCGCCUUUUUCUCUCCCUCUCCAUGAUCAAUAUUUACUGUGGGUUAUUAAUGAAAUAUAUAAAGGCAAGGUAACUUUUAACUCUCUCAACCAUGCAGGGCACUAAGCCUGUCAAGUCCAGCUUCUCCAUGAGUGGCAAGCCCAGACUCCUGCCUCCUGUGUCGUGUUGCUCUGCCAUCACUUCAGGGACUCUGUGUGGCCUUACCCUGGUGCACUUGAGAAGGGACUGCCUGAUGAUAAUGUUAAGUGCUCAUGUCUUUAACUUUUAGCCUUUUAUUGGUAGCAUAAUAAGCCAGGCAGGUGUGAGCUUAAAAUGGGUACUUAUCCUUCAAUCUCAAGUCUUUUGGUUGUACUUAAAGCAAAUUAAAAUUUAUAUGCUUAACACAUUAGUGUGUUUGUGUGUCCCUGGCAGGCAGAAACAGUUUGGGCUGUCUCCUUUUUUACUGUAGCAGAGGACUGGUGCAAUACUGAAGCUAAGGAGCUGUGACCUUGUGACCUGUAGCCUUGCCAGGACACCCUCAGCCAGUGUGGUGUGGUGUAUGGCUUACCCCUUCACUAUUGGGAAGGUCUUACUUUGCUGUGCAGGCUGAUGGAAAUGCUCAUCUCUCAACACAGCAUUAGAUUAUACUUUCAAUGUUGUUUUUAAGUAAGAUUCCAGAUAAACAUCUGGGAGUGGCUCACAAUAAUGAUGUUGAAUGUGUCAUGAAUUUGUUAGCUAUGGCAAAGUAAAUGAUGUAUAGAGAUAUAGUUACAUGGUUUUAAAGACAGACAAGUGAUCUGUAGCAGGUGUGUUGGUGGGAGAGGUGCUGGCCUUGGUGACAGCAGCCUGGCUGUAGCUGUGGUGCUGGGAGAGCUUUUAUCAAAGAAGUAGAUGAAAAGUACUUAGUUUUAUCUUUAAAGUUUGUUGAGUGCAGUGACUAACUGUGUUACUGAUGCUGAUGCCUUGCCUGUUGAGGGCUGACAGGAUGUGACAAACUUCUCACACUUUUUCAUAAAGCUCUUGGCCUCUUCAUGUAAUGCAGGUCUUUAAGAUACUUCGUGUUGUUUAACUGACUGUUGAUUUUCGUCGUCGUUAAAACUAAAAUCAUGAUUUAUGUUGACUUAUUUACUAACAAGACUGUAGCAUGUUUGUUGUACAGUGGUGUGGCUGGUGUGUGAUGCCCUUCCUGUGGUGGUGGUGUGGUUCUCUGUAGGGCACCUUUGUAAUCAGGCUUCACUAGGGCCUGUAAUACUACAAGUGUGUGGCUUGGUGACCUGCACACAGCAUUCCUCUUAUUAAGGAAAUGGCCUGCACUCCUGUACUGUCAUAAUAGUGUUGUAAUUGUUAUGAUAGUGCUUCCACUCACUGCCCAUCCCCUGCCCCUCUCAGUAUUGUGCUAAGUUUGUAAGCAAAAGGUUGCAAGUUGAGUCAAAGAUUACAAUAUAUAGUUUGUAAUCCAUUAUAAUAUCAAUCUGUGUACCAAGUCCAGGAGAAACAUCACAUCUUUUCUCAUUACUGGAAUAAAGAAAAGGAAGGAGUUCCUGCUCCCCUCAUUCCGUCCCCUUUAGAUGGUUUUCAUGCUGCACAAGGAACAUGGCAGUGUUCUCCAGCCCGGCUGUGAGUGUGUGGCCAACCUGUAGCAGUACUAACCUUCACUGCACAGCAAGCACCCGGUCACCACCAAGACUUGUCAGACACGAGGCAAUGGGCUCGUUUUCCACACAGUCUCUUGCUAGCACGUGACUUUGGCAAAUGACUAUAUCUUCCUAUUAAAGCAACAUGUGGGAGUGGAGAGACACAUCAGCACACACCAAUUCAGUGAUGAGUUUGAAGUGUCAGGAAAAACUAUCGUAGAAUUCUUUCAAUAUUGUGAGAAACUCUGAAGCUUAUCCAAUCUAACGACGAGGACUGUAACGUGCAGUGUGGCCUUCCAGCUUUCUUACAGCUUUCCUUAUAUUCCUUAUGUUCUCAACUUUAACCAAUUAUAACCUGACGUAACCUAAAAAUAACAAGUUUUCAUCUGACUCUUUUAUCUGUGAUUGUGUGUGUGUGUCUCUGUGGCUUGCUGUGCUGUGAAGUGAGGUGAACUGCACUCCUGCUGUCACUAGCUUGCCCUGAAUUACCACUGCAGAAGUUAUAAUAGAACUGUUAUUAACUAAUUGCAAUAAAACUAUGUAUUCUGUUAAC
Molecule: messenger RNA, 4153 nt
Organism: Scylla paramamosain (green mud crab)
Lineage: Eukaryota; Metazoa; Arthropoda; Malacostraca; Decapoda; Portunidae
Product: peflin-like
Exons: 6
Coding region: 208-978 (256 amino acids)
Biological process (GO): COPII vesicle coat assembly
Molecular function (GO): calcium ion binding
Source: RefSeq, a predicted model, not a curated record